Messenger RNA from Rhizoctonia solani, 1131 nucleotides. Its product is annotated as GNAT family acetyltransferase. The record is from RefSeq and is a predicted model, not a curated record. Gene Ontology annotation, biological process: siderophore biosynthetic process. The transcript has 6 exons. NCBI's taxonomy places the organism in Eukaryota, Fungi, Basidiomycota, Agaricomycetes, Cantharellales, Ceratobasidiaceae. Bases 1 to 1131 code for a protein of 376 amino acids.
AUGUUUGACUCUAUCCCUCCCAAGCCUGAGCACGAGGAACAAAUCCCGGCCGAACAGACGUUCGUUUUGGCCGAUGGAGUUUCAACCCACGUAGCGCAAUCCGAUGACGGCUCUGUUACCGUUGCACUGUCUGGAUCACCUCUCGUUUUUUUUGAGAGACAAGACCGCAAGAUUCGUACCAGCCUUUUUGGUGUCGUUAAUGACGAUCGUGCUGUCCACGCGCCUGUACUUCUCCUCAAAUCCACCGCUAGCGACCUACCAGCAGCCGUUUCGAUUGAAGAUCUCUGGGCGGCACUCUAUGCGUUAUGGAUUCGCUAUAAGGAUGAAGAGGUCCUCCCUUUUUCUCUUGACACAAACUCACUCAAGAAUGCCGACGAGAUCAGGUGCUACUUGAUCCAUACUGGCCUUGCGUUCGAGGCUCCGGAAAGCGACAACAAGGAAGAUCUCCUUCUCGUACCAAUCUCGACAUUCCCAUUCCCGUUCUAUACAUCGUUCACUCGGGGCCCCAAUGUCUUGACCACUCACCCUCGUCGUCCGCCAAAACCUGCUCCUGGAGAAUCUUUGUAUUUCCGUUAUAUAUUUUCUGUAGGAGAGACUCUCGAGUUUGUGCACAUCGAUGCAAACAACAAGGAGCAUUUUGAGGCAUAUUCUCGGUGGCAGAACUCGGAUCGGGUUAAUGUGGGCUGGAAGGAACGUGGUCCUGACGAGAAGCAUAGGGCGUAUCUUGCAGAUCGCCUCGCAGACCCUCAUAUCAUGGGCUUUGUGGUCAAGUGGAACGGCCAGUUAGCUGGCUACGGAGAGAUGGCAUGGGUUAAGGAAGACCCUAUGGGAACAUACGUUGGUGGACUUGGUGACUACGACCAAGGAACCCAUUUGUUAAUCGGAGAGGAACGGUUCCGUGGGAGGCAUCGAUUCACUGCUGUAAUGACAUCUAUGAAGCAUAUGUGUUUCUUGCGAGACCCUCGUACAGAGAUCGUUGUUGGAGAGCCUCGGGCUGAUUUGCCUAUUGUUCCUCGGCUCAAAGCUUUCCUGCCUCAGGAGUUCAAUAGGGAAUUUGAGUUCCCUCACAAGCGUUCCGUAUAUUUCGUUCUUAGGAGGGAGCGUUUCUUCCAGGCUGCAAUUCUGUAUUAG